UAAAAAAACGAAGGCUGCAAAAAUAGAAAAUAGAAUAUUUUUAUGUUAUUAAUACUCAAAAACGAAACCUCUGAAGAUUUGAAAUUAUACGUAUAAGAACUUAAUUAAACUUAAUUUAUUCGAACUUUUUAUCAAGAAUACUGUGGAUAUAUGACAAGUCAAAUUUUGCUUGAUAUUCAUUAUAAAAAAUAUAUAUUUCCGAUUCCACACAUUGAAGAUUUCAAAUUAGCCAAGAAUAUUUAGUUUUGUUUAUGCGAUUAAAGAUCAUUUUAGCAAAUUGUGGAACCAGUGCAUUGAUAAUAUGGAACAAACUGCAAAUAAUAAACAAAACAAGAAUAAAAUUAGGAACAAGCUACUUAUUAAAACAUCUAUGAAUUUGCGUAGACCACCACUUGCACUGCAAAAAAUUGCUGAAGAAAAAUUGAACGAAAAUUGGGCAAAGAUUCCAGACGAGAUUAGGGACCUACGUAUAUGGAAUGCCAAUAAUGAAUUUAUAAGGGCACGAUGUGACGAACAAUUUUUAUUGUGUUUUUUACGUAGCGCUCAACAUAAUAUGGAAUUAGCUGAAACUAAAUUAAAAUCCUUCUACCGUUUACGUGAUAAAUAUCCAGCUUGUCUACGAGCUCCUUCAUUCAAAGAUCCAAAAUUUAAAGAAUUUUUAGAACAGGGUAUUGUACUGUUUUUGCCGAAACCAAUUGCAGAAGAUGGACCGAUGAUCAUUUUGCUACGCCUCUCCUUAUUUUCAGUUGAGAGAAAUACAUUUUCAGAAGUAAUGCAGAAUCUGCACCUAAUGCAGGAAUUGGUCAUGUUGGAGGAGGAUAAUGCGACUAUAAGUGGCAUUAUCUAUCUAAUAGACUGCGAAAAUAUUACUUUAAAAAAUUUAUAUAAUCUUUUAUAUGUGGAUAAGUUAAUAAAUAUCUUUACGGAUGGCCUUCCACUUCCUGUAAAAUCGGUGCAUUUUAUACAUGAACCUCAUCUUCUUGAUGUUGCUAUUAACAUAAUUAAAUUCAUGUUCAAAAAACAAAUACCAAAUUUGCAUUGUCAUGGAUCUAAUUUAGCUGAUUUAUACAAAACUAUUCCACAAAAUAUAUUACCUUUGGAAUAUGGAGGUUCAUAUAGAAAUUUGAACGAUCUAGUUUCUUAUUGCGUACAUAAAAUUUAUUCUCACCAAAAGUAUUUUAUGGAGGACUUUUCAUUUGGAACCACUCUACACUGGCAAAUGUGUUUAAAUGCAUUCAGAAAUGAGACUACGUCAUAUAGAAUACUCGAAUGGCUAAAAAUUUUUAUAUAUUAAAUUAGAUUCAUAUAUUAAAUUAAUCAAUUAAGUCCAA
Messenger RNA from Teleopsis dalmanni, 1331 nucleotides. RefSeq names its product alpha-tocopherol transfer protein-like. Lineage: Eukaryota; Metazoa; Arthropoda; Insecta; Diptera; Diopsidae. Bases 302 to 1294 code for a protein of 330 amino acids. Gene Ontology annotation, cellular component: membrane. The transcript is spliced from 3 exons. Gene Ontology annotation, molecular function: phosphatidylinositol bisphosphate binding. The record is from RefSeq and is a predicted model, not a curated record.